Molecule: messenger RNA, 1987 nt
Organism: Xylaria bambusicola
Lineage: Eukaryota; Fungi; Ascomycota; Sordariomycetes; Xylariales; Xylariaceae
Exons: 2
Coding region: 554-1819 (421 amino acids)
Source: RefSeq, a predicted model, not a curated record
CUACUAAGUGUGCCUAGGUAGGUCCUCCUGGGCCGUUCCGCGGGGUUCAGCACCCGACCCUGAUGGGACCCUCCCCCUCCCUACCUACGGCGUUCUGGCAUUCUGGCGUAACAUGGCCAUGCAAACCACUGCCCUAGCCACGCAUCUUGCUCGCAUUGGAACUUCUGGCAGCUACGUUUGCUUUGGCCUGUUUUACUGAUUACAAGCUCUCCGACUUCGCAUUGCUUGCACUGCUUGCGUUACUUGCGUUGCUUGCGUUGCUUGUGUUGCUUGUGUUGCUUGCCUCGCCAGCCUACUACGCAACCCGCAUGACCGCCGCCGCCGCCGCCGCCUCUUGGCUGCUGCUAAGUUACCCCAGACCUAAACCUUACCGUAUCUCAACAGAUUCCAUUCCAUUCCUCGCUCUCAUUCUGCCGCGCCCACCUAUCACACCACCUGUUUGCCUGGAUCUAAUCUAGGGACACCGUAAUCACACCCACGUUCUUCCUGUUGUUAUUCUACUACUUCGCUAUCCAAGAAUCAGAUACAGAUUUGAUCUGCCGGUCCCGCCGAUAUGGCUACUGUGGCUGCAACAAUUGCUGCAGACAUAUCCGAUGACUGGGAGCAUGUUGCUGAUGACGAUAACUACUCGGUCAUCUCCCUUCCUACGUCUGAGGAUCUGGCUAUAAAUUCCUCGCAGCACCGACAAGUCCCUGUUGUAUCGGAUAGUCCUCUCACAAUCCCAUCCCAACCUCAGUCCGAGCAUCCCACACAGAGCGAUCCACAUCCUUGCGAUGCAAUUACAGAGCCUCACCCGACAGACGACGCUGUGGAAAGGUGUGGCAUGGACUUGAAGGAUGUCAUCGAUGAAUCGGACUCUCCACCAGUCCUGUCAAGAAGAUUGAUUACGGACAAGAUCGAACUGAUGGUUAUUCUUAGCAAAAUUGGUUCCCUAUCCACAAUCAUAGGACCUAUGUGCACCCGUCAUGGGAACGCCUGCUCAUUGUUCGCUACAAUAUUCGCAGAUUUGGCUCGUCUGGACCAUAUUGUGCGCAUAUAUAUAAAACACUGUAGGGCAGGAAUGAAACCUGUAGUAUUCCCUUAUCGUCUCUUUGACUGGAUUGACAAGAUCAAUCACCAGGCGCUAAAAUAUGCCGCGUCCCUAUCUAAGCGCGAGAAGUCAAGUCAGCCAAUGGACAGUAAAUGUUUCAUUGAAGUGACGAGUUUGUCCUUUGAAUUCGAUACGUCAUUGAUGCCUGCUGUGGAGAGUGAUUAUAAAGCUUUCAAGAUACACCUUGCACAGGCAUCCGCGGACCCAAAACGCACUACUAACGGCAAAAGCCGUGACGGCAUCCCCCGUAUAGCAGCUACGAACAAUUUGACCCAUCUUUUCAGAGAACUGCAGCAUCUCCGCGACCAAAUCGUGGUGUGUCUCGGCGAGAUCCAAUCCGGUGCUUUCUAUGGAAUCUUUAGGCCGUUUCAACGUUUGGACAUUAAUGGGUUAACUGACAGCUACAAAUCGGCCAAAGAAGUACUAGACCGAAUGCUGGAAACACCUAUUGACUCCAGCCGAGAAGAUGGGCCCACAUACUCAGAAUUCCAUCGGAUGAAUAUUGAUGCAGUCCGCUCCAUUAAUCUCCAGCUCGCGGAAAUCUCAGAUGACCUGUGCCGCGAGCGGAGCAGCAGUUCACUAUACCUUCGUUAUAGGAACGACCCCGAUGACAUGCUUGACAAUGGACAGCAAUUCAUCAAGGACUAUACGAUGGACGCACUACGAGAAGCGGAACGAUUGCUGCACUCCAUUCUGAAAGACCGCGGGGAUCCUAGACCAGGCACUUAGACGCCUUUACUUCGAUCAUGAGAAGAUGAAAGAUUUCUAUGAUAUUUGGGCGUUGGUGUAUUAAGUAGGCGUCUGGCGGUGUUUAGAUGGAUGGGCGAUCACCAUAUGACAUCACGAUGGCAUCGAGUGAGAUGUCUAUUCAUCCUUUUUUUUUUUUUUUUUUUUUUU